CAACAGCGGCCUCAGCAUCAACACCAGAAUCAGAACUAUGAUCAGCAGCUGGGGUCCGGGCGGCUGCAACCUGUAGCCCAGGUCGCGGAUGCGGCGCCUAUAACGGGUGAGGACGCGGUGAGCGUGAGCCCGUCGUCAGUGAGGCCCAGUAGGGGGUCCAUGGCUUCGAGAACGCAGAUGACGGAGCUGGAGGAGCCGGGUGAGGAAUGGCCAGAGGCGGCGUGGAGGGCGUUUGCGGCUGCGAGUGCGGGGGCAAUUGAGCAUCUGGUUGAUGUGUAUUUGCAGGUUGUUUAUCCGAUGUGAGUGGGAAAGGUUCUUUCUGUUUUGUGGGAGGGGUUCUGCUCUUUCUUGAUGUUAGGAAGGGGUGGGAAUGCCUGUUCUCCGUUUCGAAUAUUCCCUCUCUUCCAUCAACCAACGUUGCUCCAGAAGGUACACGACCAAGAGUACCUGCGGAACCGGGGCUGUUUCGCCUCGCUGAUGGCAGCAUGCGCUCUGGCAUCAGCUCGAGAAAGGGAUGGCGCGCUAUAUGGCUCGAUCAAGGACACGUCUAUGGUCAGUAUUCCGUCAGAGACAUUCUAUACAGCAGCAAAAGAUACGCUACCCAAGAAUCUUGUAGAAGCUCGGGAUUUUGACCAUAUGAGGGCGUGUGCACUGCUGUCCAUUACUAGUAUCCAGUAUGGGGAUAUUGAGGCUAUGCAGCUAUACUUAGGUCAUUACUUUACUCUGGUCGGAAUUCAUAGGUUCCAUGACGAGGCGUAUUGGCCAAAGAACAUAACCAACAUUGAGGUUGAGGAAAGGCGGCGCUUGUAUUGGUCGACCUACACCCUCGAUGUCUAUACCUCCAUUGUGUGGAACCGCAGUGUCCACGCCUAUGGAGCCAACGCCCGUGUCCACUACCCGACUGAGGUUGAGGACGAGCUCAUUACGCCUCUCGCCACUUUACCCUCCCCACUACCCACCACCUCGUGGCUGCGUGGCUGGAAUUUCACUACAGACCUGUAUCUGACCCUCGAGCACGCUUCUAGUCGGGUGCGCGCGCGCUACGCCCGCAUCGAUGACCGCAUCGACGUCGCCGCCGUCUUCGGCAUGCCCGCCUCUAAGCCAUCGGCCGCUGUGCUCGCGUCCAUCACCGCGCACUACGACGCCCUGCCCCCAGAUUUCAAAAUGUUUGCGCCGCCCACAGGCGACCGCGGCUGUGACAUCUUCGGAUUCCAGGCCGCAAAUAUCCAGGCGACGCUGCUGCUGCUGCGCAUGCUCUUCCUCUGCACCGAUGAUGACCACCGCUCUCAGUCGGACGUGCUGCUUAAAUGCCACAUCGCCGCUGAGCACCUCGCCGUCUUCCAGACCAUACCCACAGCCUACCUUUGCGGCAUCAGCACGCCCCUCUUCUACCACCUCGCGGGCAUCGGCAUGAUCCUCGGCUCCGUCAUGGAGGGCCCACUCUCCGAGGAAGGGUACCUGAAGGUUAAGGGCAUCUUGCUUUCCAUCGCGGAUUUGCUCGAGAGUCUCGAAAGCGGCUUGUCCCGCGCGGCGGACAUUAGCAAAGGCCUCCGCGCGCAGGUGGAGCGAAUGGAGGAGUAUAUGCGUGUUCAGCGCCGGCCCGGGGAGAGGUCUUAUGCGCAGCCGCAGCUAAAUCAAGAUCAAGGGAUGCCGGUUCCUCAGCAGCACCCGGCCCCGAACGAGGAUGUGGGCAUGCAUACAGCUGGAGUUGGCGACGAUGAAGGCGGCGCGCAAGUAGCGGAGGCGGAAGAUGCAGGUGCAGAGGCUGAAGGACCGUUUGAUCCAGGAUGGCUGGGCGAGUUCCAGCUCCCGCCCGAGCUGCUGGAGGACUGGCCGUGGCCGUUCAACCUGCAGCCCGAGGGCUGGUCGUUCUUGGGAACCGGAGUAGGUGCAAGAGAAGGCGGGUGGUAGAAGGUCCGUGGCUCGUCUACCAAAGCAAGGUAAUGGUGAUGGAAAAGUCAGGUUCCGGUGCUGUUAGCGCUACGUUCGGGAUUGCCUUUGGCUCAGCUGCAGUGAACACUGGGGAUUACCCGAAUUUGUAUGAUACGCCUCGUUGCAACACCUCUUCCCGUAAGAAUACCUCUGCCUAAUGGUCCUCCGGGGUUGGGUCAUGCGGUAGAUUAACUCUCUUUCAAGGUUACGACCAUCUUAAAUCUACAAAAAUUCGAUCCUG
This is a messenger RNA of Westerdykella ornata, 2173 nucleotides long. RefSeq lists its product as uncharacterized. The transcript has 3 exons. The record is from RefSeq and is a predicted model, not a curated record. Gene Ontology annotation, molecular function: zinc ion binding; DNA binding. NCBI's taxonomy places the organism in Eukaryota, Fungi, Ascomycota, Dothideomycetes, Pleosporales, Sporormiaceae. Bases 352 to 1911 code for a protein of 519 amino acids. Gene Ontology annotation, biological process: DNA-templated transcription.